Molecule: messenger RNA, 1709 nt
Organism: Mizuhopecten yessoensis (Yesso scallop)
Lineage: Eukaryota; Metazoa; Mollusca; Bivalvia; Pectinida; Pectinidae
Product: short-chain collagen C4-like
Exons: 2
Coding region: 35-889 (284 amino acids)
Source: RefSeq, a predicted model, not a curated record
UGGCAAAAGUUGCUCCACUACCGACCACAGAGAAAUGACAAUGAUACUUCUGUUAUGUCUGACUGUGCUUCUGGUCUCCGGUCCCCGGUGUACCGAGUCUGUCGAGAAAAGGAUCCUGUUGAGUGACCCUCAGUACAUACAACAGGAGCUGACAAGGUUCCAGUCAGAGUUACAGGAACUACAGGUGAAGUUCAAUACUCAGCACAUGGAAAAUGCUAAUUUAAAGAGUACAGUUACUCAGCUCCACACCACAGUGGAUCAGCUCAAGACCACCGUUCUAACACUGAAUAUCACCAACAGCAAACUUCAGAAUACCGUGGGUCAGUUGCAGAAUAACAGAAGGUCCGCGGUGUUUACACGCUGGGGGCGGAGGGACUGCCCUGCAAACAUCACGUCACUGGUCUACACUGGGUACGCCGGGGGUUCCAUGUACACAGACACGGGGGCAGCGGCUGAGUAUCUGUGUAUGCCUUCUGAUCCUAUAUGGGGCCCACACAAGGACCUUGCUUACGAUGGCAUUUGGGUCGGUUACGUCUACGGGUCUGAGUAUGAAGAUGGUUAUUUUGGCAUUGGGGAUAGUCUGCAUGACGUACCAUGUGCCGUGUGUGUCGGUAAUCAGCACACCGCCUCCCUCAUGAUUCCCGGGCGGACCCAGUGUUACCCUGGCUGGACUGAGGCUUAUCACGGGGAUCUGUCCUCAGGUGCGUACACUGCGGUUUCAGCCACUCAGUACGUAUGUGUGGACCAGCAUCCACAGGCCCUGGAGGGUGGCGCAGACAAAAACGAGGACGGGAAACUUUUCUACGGCGUCAAAUCAAAAUGUGGACCACUUCACUGUCCACCAUACGAGGACAAUAAAUUUCUCUCGUGUGUUGUUUGUUUAAAGUAAAACGUUUUUUAGAAUUUGAUACCUAGUGUUUUAAAAAUUAACUAGACCUAGGAAUAAUGACCUAUAAAUCGAGUUGAAAUUCAUGCCUUGUUUUUCCUGUGUUAACUGUAUAUCUUUUGAAAUCCUACAAAACGACGACUGCUAAACGUAAAAGAAAGGGAGUUCUAGUGUUUCUUUCAUUUCCCUGCCACACGAUAUAUAUUACAACCCUGUUGGAUAGUGUACAUUCCCUCUAACACCUAGCGAUCGAUUUAAUGUUUUGAUACUCUGUCCUCGGUUAUACGGAUUGCUCUGAUCCUCCAACGACUUUAAGUAUUCCCCUCUGUCCUCAGAUAUAAAGAAUGCUCUGAUCCUCCUACGACUUUAAGUAUUCCCCUCUGUCCUCAGAUAUACAGAAUGCUCUGAUCCUCCUACGACUUUAAGUAUUCCCCUCUGUCCAAUGGCAUACUCCGAUUUACCUCGACACAGAAUACUAGUAUAACAACUUAUCCACACUGACAUCGAGUAUUCCAUAUGAUUUAUAUAUUGUCUCUGAUCGCCUGUGACAUGGAGCAUUUCUACUACGUUGUAACUUCUGGUUCGCUGUCCCACUGUGCUCUGAUUUUCCUAUAUAUAUAGAUACAAAUUAAAACUUGUUUUGAUGUAAUUUAUGCAGUCAGACUUUCUAUGCUUUUACAUAACUACCUUUACUUGCGGAAGGAGGUAUGUUGGGGUAUGAGUGAUGUGGUCCGAUAGGUUACAUGGUAUGUAUGUUGCUAAAAUUAGAUGACUAUAAAUACAAAUGACGCAGCAGCUCCUAAUCAGAAUUUGAUAAAAAAAA